AUGCUCUCAAUAAAAAUCUCAUACUAUUUCAUCCUUAUACUGAUCUAUUUAUCAUUGACUAGCACUCAGUUGAUUCAUAAACUACAAGAUAAAUUGAAAAAAGUAGCUAGCAGUCAUGGUAUUGAUACAACACGCUACGAUUAUGAAGAAAUGAUGUUAUUUCCAAAUGUUGGUUUUGAAACAAAAGAUGGCGGUUGGCGCUUAAAUGUACACGGUUGGAGAUUUCAGACGUCAAUACGAAAUAAAUUUCUUGGUAAAUCAUCAUCAGCAGCUGCUCAACGUUUAGCUCGUGUAGUGGCCAGUGAUGAACAACUUGUCUAUUUUAAUGAUACGUUUCAACGUGAGCGCUUGAAGCCAUUUAUGCUACAAGAUGAAUCGAAUGAAAGAAUCACAAUAGAAAUCGGUAAUCAAAAUUUUUCGACAAAAACAGAUAAAGAUGGACAAUUUCGAACUUCAUAUAUGUUUAAAAAUGCUGAUGUUCAAAAAUUAAAGAAAAAUCAACAAAUAGCCUAUAAAGCUAUAGGAGAUAAUGAUGAUUCGUGGAAGGGAACAAUUUAUCUGGUGGAACGGAAAGGACUGGCCGUUAUUUCAGAUAUUGAUGAUACUGUUAAAAUAUCGGAAGUGAUAGACAAAAUUCGAUUAGUGGCUAAUACAUUUAUACAUAAAUUCAGAGUUGUCCCAGGAAUGCCAGAAACUUAUCGUACAUGGAAAGCAAAACACAAUUGUACAUUUCAUUAUAUAAGUGCAAUGCCCGAUCAAUUGUAUACAUUUACCAAAGAAUUUUUCGAUGAGGAAAGAUUUCCUGAGGGUACAUAUCAUAUGAGUGGUGAACGUGACCCAGAAAUCUAUGGGAGCAUAGCACGGAUGUAUCCAAAGCGUGUACGUUCAAUAUUUAUUCGUGCUGUCAAGGGUGAAAAGGGUGACGAUGAACGAUUUUUCACCGCGUUUAAAGGCGUACCAAGAGAAAAAUGGAUGAUAUUCACGGAUUCAAGAGAAUUACCAAAAGAUUUAAGCAAUCCACCAGGUCCCAAAGGGAAAAAAACAUAG
Molecule: messenger RNA, 1047 nt
Organism: Didymodactylos carnosus
Lineage: Eukaryota; Metazoa; Rotifera; Eurotatoria; Philodinida; Philodinidae
Source: the annotation of a GenBank genome assembly